AUGGUCAAGAGAUAUCAAAAACUUGCCUCUGGCUGGGAACUAAUAUCUACUGACGGUCACAAGAGAGAAGCUACGCUCAACGGCGCGAAUAUCAGAUUACCGUCCGCCCUUGUUCAGGACGGACCAUUCACCGGUAGCCACACCACGUUGUCUGGAGUUGGGCCUAGCGCGGUCCUGGAGAAGCUGCGAGCGCAGAUACUGGUGGAAGACUCCAAGGGAGGCAGGCAGGCGAGGGCAGAAGUGCAGCUGGUGCCAGCAGAGAAAAUGAAAAGCGGAAGGCUGUUAGAGCUGCGUAGUCCCAUAGAUAAUAAAAAUAAGGAACCGGAUAGUGAGAUUCUUUGA
This is a messenger RNA of Histoplasma capsulatum G186AR, 342 nucleotides long. RefSeq lists its product as uncharacterized. The record is from RefSeq and is a predicted model, not a curated record. The transcript has a single exon. Bases 1 to 342 code for a protein of 113 amino acids. Lineage: Eukaryota; Fungi; Ascomycota; Eurotiomycetes; Onygenales; Ajellomycetaceae.